GCCAAAAACACCAGAAGAAGAAGAUCGAAACAAGCAUGGCCGGGAAUCUGAACAACGCAGCGACACCAAUAACAAGUUCUCUGGCUAAACUCCAGUCUUUAAACGGAUUGUUCGCCAUAUAUAAGAAACAAGGACCGACAUCUGCUGAUGUGUUAAAUGCGCUGAAAGAGGCAUUGCUGAUAGAGGCUGGAGUCCCGACCUCAAACAGCAGAAAGAGGAAGAAGCAGUGGCUGAAGAUGGGCCACGGAGGGACCCUGGACAGUGCUGCUAGUGGGGUCUUAGUUAUUGGUGUUGGGAACGGAACCAAAAUGCUGAGCACAAUGUUGACUGGUUCCAAGAAAUACGUGGCUGUGGGGGAGCUGGGAAAAGCAACAGAUACUCUUGAUGCCACUGGAACAGUGAUUAUGGAGAAAGAGUUUGUGCACAUCAGCAGGCUGGACAUGGAGGAGAAGCUAAAAGCUUUUACUGGAGACAUCAUGCAGGUUCCUCCACUCUACUCCGCCCUGAAAAAAGAUGGCCAGCGUCUGUCUGUCUUGUUGAAAAAAGGUCACCAAGUUGAGGCCAAACCUGCACGGCCUGUCACUGUGUUCAGCCUGACGCUGCAGGAGUUUAAACCUCCUCUAUUCUCUCUAGAUAUUGAAUGUGGUGGUGGAUUCUAUGUCAGAAGCUUGAUAGAUGACCUAGGAAAAGCGCUGUCCUCAUGUGCUCAUGUGAAGGAGCUGAUCAGGACAAAGCAAAGCCAGUUCACCCUGCAGGAUCAUGUGUUGCACGAGGAGCAGUGGACACUGGAGUACAUCCAUGGGGCUCUACAGCCCUGUUCAGAGGGGGACCAGAGGUCGGACUAUCCAAAAUCACCCCUGACUGGUACCUAAUAGCUGCCAGGAGAGAAAAGGAAGAGCCCAGGUGUUUGUUGGUGCCAUCAUCUACCUUCUUUGUCCUCUCAAGAGAUCGGCUGUAAACGUAUUAGAUCAUUUGUUUAGGAAGUGGUGGUGACUGACAGGAAAAUAAAAUCCCCAAUGUUUUCUUGGAAGUCAGUUGACCAGUAUAUCUGAACUGGGCUGGUUCUGCUGUUGAUGGUUAGUUGGAGAACUAUUCAUUUCACAGAACCAUGUAAAUGAUGUUUAAAGAUUGGCUUGCUGUAAUAUAUAUGUUUCCAUUUGGAGUUGACUGUAAUCAUUUUUGAAUAUCAGCACCACCCAUAUUUGAAUCACACACAUUUAGGCAGAGUCUUGGUCUUGUUUAGGUUCUAGACGUGUUGGACCUGCGAUUUUCUUCCGAAGACCAGGCAAGAACACCGCCACAUCAUUUUUACCUCCAUGUUUGUGUAAAACUCCUGGCUAUGUUCAAAUGCUACCAAUAAACUUUGUUUUCUUGUCUCCAUGCA
Molecule: messenger RNA, 1384 nt
Organism: Girardinichthys multiradiatus
Lineage: Eukaryota; Metazoa; Chordata; Actinopteri; Cyprinodontiformes; Goodeidae
Gene: trub1
Product: TruB pseudouridine (psi) synthase family member 1
Exons: 8
Coding region: 36-872 (278 amino acids)
Biological process (GO): mRNA pseudouridine synthesis; tRNA modification
Cellular component (GO): mitochondrion
Molecular function (GO): RNA binding; pseudouridine synthase activity
Source: RefSeq, a predicted model, not a curated record